AUGACCACUCGCCGAGCUGCUCGCCGUACCUCAGGAGGGGCUACUCCUCCACCCCAGCAGCCGGCUACUACUGUCAACACCAACUCCACUGUCACGGAGGAUGAUAUCAGCAAAGAGCUCAAAGCUGCGUCCCUGAGACGCACCGCGGAGAUGAUCGCCAAGGUCGCUAUGGAGAACGGUGACACGCCAACUGAAGCCCGUCGGGCCAACAGUGCCACUUCUUCUACACCCAAGACAUCUCCCACCAAGAUCACCAUCAAGAAUCCAUCUCAUGUCACGAAUGGCUUCACUCAGCCAAGCGAAACUGUUGCAAAGUCAUCCUCUUCUUCUCCAGCUGCCCAUGCAUUCACCUCUGAACCAGCUGUAGCCAUUCUCUCGAAAUCAACUGGUGGCCUGAAGAUCAAGCUCACGAACAAGAUGCCCACUCCACCAGAGUACGAUGACGAAGGCCAGGACAUCAAGGCAGCUAAUCCAUCUACCCCUACUCCUUUCUCUCUUUCCCAGUCAGUUCCUCAAUUCGUCAAGCCUGUGUCUUCUUCCAACAAGGGUAUCAAGGGCGAGGACGGCACGGAAGCACCCAGUACGCAAAAGACGAUGUCUGAUGCACCGAACACUCCCCCUUCAUCACAAUUUGUUUCACCCCCCGAUGAUGAACCUAUCGCUUCAAGUGGCAAGCGAAAGCGAGGAGAGCAGGACGACGCAACCACAGUCGAGCCACCAAAGAAGCGUGGCAGGAAGCCCAAGGCCCAAGAUGUGGCCGCUAUUCAGGAGCCCCAUAAUCAAGAAACCCUCCUGGCCACUCCAAAGCAGACAGAGAAGGUUGUGGGUGCAGAGACACUAGCUCAGCUGUCUCCUGACCCUACCGGCAAGCGGAAGAGACUCGCAAAGAAGCUGGUCGGCAAUGUUAGCCUUGAGACUGAGCUGGACCCAGCAGUGGCAAAGAAGCUCACCACUAUGGAGCAGCAGAUUGCUCAAGCUAUCAUCAAGGGCAUGUCCUCAAAAUCGCUCUCAAGCGGAAGAGAGACGAGACAAAGAGCCGCAAGGACAUCGACUGGCCACGUCCAGGCUCAACCUGAGGAGAAAAAUCAGGUUGCUAAGAAGGCAGCCUCGCCAAUGCCUAUCUCUACCCCUACUCCCGCUCCUGCAACUCAGAAUGCCCCUAUAUUGUCCGCAAAAACAAGAGGCAAACAGAGAGCCCAAACUCCUGUUCCCUCAACUCAGGAAGCUCCUACAUUAUCCGAGAAGGCGAAAGGCAAACGAAAGGCCGAAGAACCACCUGCUGAGGUCGCAGCACCGCCUAAGAAGCGUGGCAGACCGGCAAAGAAGACAACUGUCACACCAAGUGCCAGAAAAUCUGAAAACCUGGAGAUUGAGGCCGGCCCUUCCCAACCCGCCAAAGAGACAACUGCAACUGCGAAAUCUUCCCAAAAGACAGCAGAAAAGCCCACAGCCACAAGACCGAAGAGACGAUCGCGCGCCGCAAAGACCCCAGAGCCCGAGUUUCGUGACCUCUUUGUCGACGAUCCCCUUCGUAUCCCCAGGCCUCCUCCCCGUAUCUCUUCACCAAACCCAUACGACCCUAUGCCGAGGAAAUAUAACGGCAUCUUCAGUGCUUCGCAGCAGUAUGCCAAUUCAUGGGAAGAGUCUUCCUUCGCAGAUAUUGAUCCGAACACUCUAAAUUGUCCCACCUUUGGCUCAUUCACGACGCCAGUCCCAUUCGACUCAUCCCCCUUCCCCACACCCUCAGACCUGCAAUGGGAUGGGGAGCCGAUGGAGAUAGACACGAUCCUCGGCCCGUGCAGAUGUGACCUCUGCAAACGCACCCUAGAGAAUGUCAAGUCGCUCCGCCACGGCACGCGCUACUUCUUCUCCUACGCGAGCAACAUCCACCCCAGCGACGCCACCGAGGAGGCCGGCGCCGUGCCCGUCGCCAUCGGCAAGAUCAGCAACCACCGCUUCCUCAUCUGCGGCAACCCCCUACCCGGCACCGCGCCGCCCAAGAAGAGUCCCGCCUCCGGCCUGCCCACCAUCGCCCCCUCCCCCGGCGACGCCGUCUACGGCAUGCUGUACGAGUGCCCCUCGCACGACAGCCUCGUCGCGAUGGCCGCGCUCGCCGGCCGCGGCGAGCACGACUUCCACAAGGCCAAGGUCAGCGUCGAGCUGCAGGCGCACGUCAACCGCCGCCACCCCGUGCGCGCCGGCCACCCGGGCACGCAGGCCCUGCGCACGGUGGGCCGCGUCGACGCCCUCGUGAUGCGCGCCCCGGACGACAGGUACCACAUGCCCGCGCGGCCGGAGCAGGACGCCGUGGCCCCGCCGCCCAAGAACACGAAGGAGGACAAGAAGAAGGCGGACGAGGACGUCACGGAGACGGGGCGCCCGCGCCGCCGAGGCCGCCCGAAACAGCUGCCGCCGCCGCCGCCACAGAAGACCAAGCCUGCCCCCGCCCCUGAGCCGGAGCCGGAGCAGGGACAGCAGGAGGUCGUUGAGCUUCCACAGGGGGAAGUUGCUCCUCUGGUGGAGGGCUACGCGGAGGUGAUGAACGGCGCUCUCGCCGAGGCGACGCUCACGGGUGGUUGGUUCCCGGACGAGUACAUGAAGAAGGUGAUUAGGAAGUGGAUUCCAGCACCACAAGAGCGUGUCUAG
Molecule: messenger RNA, 2646 nt
Organism: Phaeoacremonium minimum UCRPA7
Lineage: Eukaryota; Fungi; Ascomycota; Sordariomycetes; Togniniales; Togniniaceae
Exons: 1
Coding region: 1-2646 (881 amino acids)
Source: RefSeq, a predicted model, not a curated record